This is a messenger RNA of Meriones unguiculatus (Mongolian gerbil), 2688 nucleotides long. RefSeq names its product NOP2/Sun RNA methyltransferase 6 (gene Nsun6). The record is from RefSeq and is a predicted model, not a curated record. The transcript has 12 exons. NCBI's taxonomy places the organism in Eukaryota, Metazoa, Chordata, Mammalia, Rodentia, Muridae. Gene Ontology annotation, biological process: RNA methylation. Bases 1241 to 2668 code for a protein of 475 amino acids. Gene Ontology annotation, molecular function: RNA binding; methyltransferase activity.
CGGCCGCCUCGCCGCCGCGACCUUCUCUGCUGAACGCCUGCAGUUCCUCAGCCUGUGCGCUCCUCCGGCUGCCCCGGGAGGAGUGGUUUUUCAUUCCGCUCCUCCCUGAGGCUGGCAGUCUUGGGGUUCUAGCGUGAUUCUUAAUUCUGAAGAGAAUUGGUGGGGACACGCGCGCUGGAAUGCCUGUAGCCAGGGUUCAGUUGUUUCUAAAUACACAUUGCCACCAGUUCGGCCAAGCGUUAGGCUCGGUCCUUGACCUCAAAAUCCUUUCCAGUUGAAAAUGGACGUUUCCGACGCCGGAAUGUCCUUGAGGCCAUCGGGCGGCCCCCACAGAUCCAGAGAAGAAUGUUAAGGCUGACAGCCCCACCUUUCAACGCGGUACACUCCUCUAUUGCCUGUUCCAAAGAAGACGAGUGUGGCCUAGGAUGCCCUGCUAGUCAAGACCAGGCCCAGGUUGCACUGCCAGCACCCAUGAUGGCUCCCAACUGUAACUUCAGUUCCAGGGUAUCCAACAGGCAAAACAUUCAUAUACCGACCUAAGUGUGCACGUUUUCAAAGAGAGAGAGUGGUGCUGAUACACAGCUGAUGUCAGAUUCAUGUGUCCGAAGGAGGGAGAUAAUUUCAUGAAACCCAGUCCUCCACCACUACUUGCACUGGGGACACCAACUGGAAACCUGACUCAAGUUAGUGAGGUAUCCAGCUCAACUCUGCGUUUCCGAAGCCCGGGGCCUCGGGUACACCAGGUUUACGUCGUUCUUCCCAGGGAAAGAAAAACAAAACAAAACAAAACAAAACAAAACAAAAAAAUAACCCCCACAAAAAUCACCCCCAGCGUCAAGACUGGAGGUGAUUGGCAAUUGCAGAUUGGGCAUGUACAGAAAGGAGGGCAGCAGGUUCCGGAAGUGACGAAAUCAGGAAGCGACGUUCUGCCCUGAGGUUUGGGGCGCGGUUUUGGAAAAUAGCUCGUCAGAGUGGCGCUAGACGCUAGCCUUUUCCUGUUUGCGUCUCGGCACGCUUGGUGGUCACUAAACCGAUUUGGCGCAGCCUCGGAGUUCGGAGCUUUCUCAGCAUCCCAGAGAACGACAAACCCCGGACGCUGGUCACUCCUUAACUCAGCCCCGAAAGGCACUCUUGUGCCCGGCCGUUGGCUGACAACGCUGUAAUUCGGAAAGAAAAACUGCUUCCCAAUACUUUCUUGGACAACUUAAAACAAGAAAAAAAGAGAGAGAGAAAGAGAGAGAUGCAUAUAUUUCCUAAGAUAUCUUUGAGACCUGAGGUUGAAAACUAUCUCAGGGAGAGCUUUGUGAACAAGGAGGUCGUGUCUGCUUCAAGCAAAGAAGCAGCAGAAAGGAAGUUUGAAGCUCUGCUGAUUCACCUGUCACACCCUCCGUCAUUCACAACUGUCAGGGUGAACACACAUUUAGCCUCGGUUCAGUAUGUCAGAGGUCUGCUGCUUGAAGAACUCCAGAAGUUCAGUGGAUUCAGCAUUCCUGUUCUUCAGCAUCCAGCACUCCCAGAUGUCUUACUCAUUCCUGUGACUGGACCGAGGGAGAACAUAGAGAAACGACAGUGUGAAGUAGUCGUUGGAGCACAGUGUGGCAGUGCGGUGCUUAGAGGGGCCCAUGUCUAUGUUCCAGGGAUCAUGGCUGCUUCAAAAUUUAUGAAAGCUGGAGAUAUUAUUUCCGUGUAUUCUGAUAUUAAAGGGAAAUGUAAAAAAGGAGCCAAAGAAUUUGAUGGAACUAAAGUAUUUCUUGGAAACGGAAUUUCUGAACUAAGCCGCAAAGAUAUCUUCAAUGGGUUACCUGAUCUGAAAGGUAUAGGCAUAAGAAUGACAGAACCCAUCUACCUCAGCCCGUCAUUUGACAAUGUUCUACCCAGUUACUUAUUUUUACAGAAUUUGCCAUCUGCUGUUGUAGCUCAUGUUCUGAAUCCUCAACCUGGAGAGAAGAUUCUGGAUUUGUGUGCAGCACCUGGGGGCAAAACUACACAUAUUGCAACAUUGAUGCAGGACCAGGGAGAAGUAAUAGCAUUGGACAAAAUAUUACCUAAAGUGGAAAAAUUAAAGCAGAAUGCUUCAUUAUUAGGGCUUCAUUCUAUCAGGGCAUUUUGCUUUGAUGCAACAAAGGCUCUUAAAUGUGAUAUGAUUGAUGGCACAGAAGGGGCACCUCCAUUCUUACCAGAGUCUUUUGAUCGAAUUCUCCUUGAUGCACCCUGCAGUGGGAUGGGACAGAGGCCAAAUAUGGCUUGUACUUGGACUCUGAAGGAAGUGACAUCAUACCAGCCACUGCAGCGAAAACUCUUUAAUGUGGCGGUUCAGCUGCUGAAGCCAGGGGGAGUGCUGGUUUACAGCACAUGCACAAUAACUCUGGCAGAAAAUGAGGAGCAAGUUGCCUGGGCCCUCAGAACAUUCCCCUGCCUUCAGCUUCAACCCCAGGAACCACAGAUUGGAGGAGAAGGAAUGAUGGGAGCUGGCCUGUCACUGGAGCAGUUGAAACAGUUGCAGCGAUUUGAUCCAUCUGUUGUGCCACUGCAGAACAUGGACACUGAUUCUCUUGGAGAUGCUGGAAGAGAAGACAUGAUCUGGCUGGCCAACAAAGAUUGUAUAGGCUUCUUUAUUGCAAAGUUUCUAAAAUGUAAAAAUACAGAAGGGAGGGUUUUCCAGAAAUGAAAAUUCUGAAUAUUUUCUAA